Messenger RNA from Torulaspora delbrueckii, 930 nucleotides. RefSeq names its product microtubule-binding protein BIM1 (gene BIM1). The transcript has a single exon. The coding region runs from base 1 to 930 and encodes 309 amino acids. Gene Ontology annotation, molecular function: microtubule plus-end binding. NCBI's taxonomy places the organism in Eukaryota, Fungi, Ascomycota, Saccharomycetes, Saccharomycetales, Saccharomycetaceae. The record is from RefSeq and is a predicted model, not a curated record. Gene Ontology annotation, biological process: spindle assembly; protein localization to microtubule plus-end; regulation of microtubule polymerization or depolymerization. Gene Ontology annotation, cellular component: cytoplasmic microtubule; microtubule organizing center; microtubule plus-end.
AUGAGCGGCAUUGGAGAGUCUCGUACGGAGCUUCUAAACUGGUUAAAUGACCUUCUGAAGCUGAAUUACAGAAAGAUCGAGGAAUGUGGUAUGGGGGCAGCGUAUUGCCAAAUAAUGGAUUCGAUCUAUGGAGACCUUCCGAUGCACAGAGUCAAGUUCAAUGCUACAGCGGAAUACGAGUUUCAAACAAAUUAUAAAGUUUUGCAGAGUUGUUUCACGAAACACCAUAUCGAAAAGACUGUCUAUGUCGAGAAAUUGAUCAGAUGUAGAUUCCAAGAUAACCUGGAGUUUUUACAGUGGCUCAAAAGAUUUUGGAUGCAGAAUAAGGACGAUACGCCGUACGAUGCAGAAGCUAGGAGGAAAUAUAGGGCGGUUUCUAGCGGUCCAGGCUCUAACAACAGUACAAUAAGUGUGACAAAGAGAAAGACUAGCGGAUUCUCAAACACAUCGUCAUCCAGUACCGGAGCAAACACUGCUAAUAACAUCACGACAAGGACCUCAUAUGGGGCCAGAAGAGUCUCGAAUGAGCAGGUGCUUGGACUGCAGGCAGAAUUAGCACAAGCACAGGGGAGUGUAGCGAGCUUGAACAGAGAAGUUAAUACGUAUAAAGAGGCUAUGAAUAUUAUGGAACGGGAGCGUAACUUUUACUUUGGUAAACUACGUGACAUCGAGAUUUUGGUGCAAUCGACACAGGAUCUCAUUAAAGAGGGCGUUUAUAACACGGGGAAUGCCGACUUGAGUAAGCUCCUGAACAAAGUCCAACAAAUCCUGUAUGCUACAGAGGAAGGUUUUGAAGUGAGUCGAGAUGAAGUUGAGAGAAAUUUAGAAGACAACGAGAUUUUGAAUGAGCCUGGGCUUUCAAAUUUCGCUGAGGGCAUUCAACAAGACAGGCCUGAACAUAAUCUAAUAACAGAUGAGGAAACCUUUUAA